AUGCCGUUGCUGGAUAUAAAUAACCCGGCGGUAAUAAUAUUUCUACUAGAAAACUACGAGAAGGAAAAUCGUUUACGGCUCAAUUGGAUUCAUAAGCAUCGCGAGCAGAUCCAACAAGCAGCGACCCUAUCUCGUGAACCAACAAAUUAUUUUGAAACAGAUGUGAUCGCUCACGAUAUGAUUGGAGGUACGGCCACAAUAACUCGCGAUCAUGUUGUUGCCGGAUAUAACAGGAGGAAGGUACCCAUACGCGAUGGAACAUUCAUUCCAGGCGUGAAACAUCUACGACACGGCCACUCGAUAGUUGAUGUUGGCCUUGGUGAUCCCAAAGAAGACCCGCGCUUGGUACGACCCGAUACCGAACUCUCCAGUGAUCCGAUUAUGCGUCCUGUAGAGCCUGAAUUAAGGGAAAUAAUCUAUAAAGACAAACCCGAGUUCGGUAGGAAGCAGUAUUUGGUGAAGAGAUCUAAAAUACGCCCUGAGAAUAAGUACUAUUUCGCUGAAACCGGUGGCAAUGUGUAUGGAUGGCGGAUGAAGGAUAGUCAGUUACACCAAAAGCCUUUGUUUGGCCGGUGCUGGCACCUGACUAGAACCUUACGCACCCGUGUAGGACCUCAGCCAGACCCACCUCACUACAAGUCCUCUGAACCUCCAGGCCCCAGUAGUUGCUUAGGAAUUUGA
Pieris macdunnoughi is the source of this 681-nucleotide messenger RNA. The record is from the annotation of a GenBank genome assembly. Lineage: Eukaryota; Metazoa; Arthropoda; Insecta; Lepidoptera; Pieridae.